UUUGCCUAGUCUUGGUUGGUCUGCAGACGGCGGUGGAAACAGACAGCAAGGGGCCGAGGGAACCUGUCUAUUUACUGUCUUUUUUUACAGAUCACAGAGCAAACGAAAGAGAAGGAAGUAGGGCUGAAUUAUUACAUUAUACGUCCGUCACAACCUACCAGGAUGGCGCUUCGGACAUUUGGAAGUCGUCUGGUUUACUUUCACCAGACCUGUGUCAAGACCCUGUCCAGCCAGACACAGGCAUUGUGCAAAUUCAAAAGCACCUGCCCAGUUGAGUUGAGCCACCUGGAUCACCUGGUCCUGACUGUGAAAAGUGUGCCCAACACCAUCAACUUUUACUCCUCAGUGCUUGGCAUGAAGGUCAUAACUUUCAAGGGGGACCGUAAGGCUCUGGGGUUUGGGCAACAGAAGAUUAACCUCCACCAGGUGGGCCGGGAGUUUGAGCCCAAAGCCAAGCAUCCCACUUCAGGUUCCGCAGACCUGUGUCUCAUCACCAAGACCCCACUGGACACAGUUGCUGCACACCUGAAGGACUGUGGGAUAGAGAUAGAGGAGGGUCCAGUGGAGAGGACUGGAGCUGUGGGGGUCAUCACCUCUCUGUACUUCCGGGACCCAGAUGACAAUCUCAUUGAAGUGUCAAGCUAUUAACAGUUGACAUCAGAGGGAUAUCUUUAGCCCUCUAUAUAGUGGUAAAUUUUUAACUCCUCUGGAGAUGAUUUAGUCUUAGCAACAUACCAGUGACUAAUUUUGUCCAGGGGGCCCCUUUGCACAAUUUUGAAAUGACCGCAAUUAGUUUCAGCAACACUUGUUUUAGAUUGAGGUGGAUAACAUCAGCUGGCCAUGCAAAGACCGUACUACUGUGUAAUUCUGCUGACCGGGGUGGCUAUUUUAAUAAUGUGUGUGAAGGAAAGAGUGUUUUCUAUAGAAAUACUCCUAAUUCUUCAUUUGACGUGAAACAUUUUCCAGACCAGAAGUUCAUGUGUUAAUGGAGCUUACAUAGGCAUGCUAUUAAUGAAUAUUUUCACGGUGUGAGAGAGCAGUUAUAUGUAAUGUUUCUUAAUCUGUUGAAAAUCAGAAAUUGUUCUCCCUAAUGGGCCUACUAAUCCUUCAAAUGAAAAUGUCUUGUUUUUUUUUUUUGUUUUUUUUUUUUGUUUUUUUUAUAAUUCUAGCAUUUUGUGACAUUUUGAAUAGCUCUUUAGAUUUUGUUAGCCUAUGCUAUGGGCUCAGAAUAUCUUGUUAGCAUUUUGCUUGUGUCCUGUCAAAAUCAACAUCCAAAGAUUUUA
Messenger RNA from Myripristis murdjan (pinecone soldierfish), 1283 nucleotides. RefSeq names its product glyoxalase domain containing 5 (gene glod5). The transcript is spliced from 4 exons. The coding region runs from base 163 to 648 and encodes 161 amino acids. NCBI's taxonomy places the organism in Eukaryota, Metazoa, Chordata, Actinopteri, Holocentriformes, Holocentridae. The record is from RefSeq and is a predicted model, not a curated record.